Messenger RNA from Grosmannia clavigera kw1407, 327 nucleotides. RefSeq names its product cytochrome c. Gene Ontology annotation, biological process: mitochondrial electron transport, ubiquinol to cytochrome c; mitochondrial electron transport, cytochrome c to oxygen. Bases 1 to 327 code for a protein of 108 amino acids. Gene Ontology annotation, cellular component: mitochondrial intermembrane space. The record is from RefSeq and is a predicted model, not a curated record. Gene Ontology annotation, molecular function: heme binding; electron transfer activity. The transcript has 4 exons. NCBI's taxonomy places the organism in Eukaryota, Fungi, Ascomycota, Sordariomycetes, Ophiostomatales, Ophiostomataceae.
AUGCCUGCCGGACCCGGUGACGCCAAGAAGGGUGCGAACCUCUUCAAGACCCGGUGCGCCCAGUGCCACACCGUCGACAAGGACGGUGGCAACAAGGUUGGCCCGGCGUUGCACGGCCUCUUCGGCCGCAAGACCGGCUCCGUCGCCGGUUACGCCUACACCGAUGCCAACAAGCAGAAGGGCAUCACCUGGACCGACGAGACUCUGUUCACCUACCUCGAGAACCCCAAGAAGUACAUCCCCGGCACCAAGAUGGCCUUUGGUGGCUUGAAGAAGGACAAGGACCGGAAUGACCUGAUCACCUUCCUCAAGGAGUCCACCGCCUAA